Molecule: messenger RNA, 2469 nt
Organism: Populus trichocarpa (black cottonwood)
Lineage: Eukaryota; Viridiplantae; Streptophyta; Magnoliopsida; Malpighiales; Salicaceae
Exons: 5
Coding region: 142-2205 (687 amino acids)
Source: RefSeq, a predicted model, not a curated record
UUUCAAAUUUCAAAAUACACUCUUUACUAUCCCCCUCUUCUUCUUUGCCUUUCCACUUUUCUUCCUAUUUUUUUUUAAUUUAAAAAAAAACCCUAAAAACUCUAAUCUCUUCUCAAUCUAUAUGUAAAAACCCUAAAAAACAUGUCAUCAAUGGCAGCAACCACAAGAAGAAGAAGCUUCGACCCAGAUAUCACUCGAUGGGUAAUCGAAUUCAUACUCCGUCAAUUACAAAUCCCAGUCCUCACAAUCAACAAAAUCCUCACCAACCGUCACGUCCCGUUAUCAAACACCAGCCCUCGUUUCAAAAAAACCCUUCUUCUCCGUCAAAUCGAUGCCGACAUCGAAGACGGUUCGGUUUCUGAGAAAACCCUUGAUGCGAUUGAGAUGGUCGAACAAAUUGAUAGGAAUGAGGGGGACUUGAUAAUGGAUUCGAUGAAGAAUGCUUAUUGUGCUGUGGCGGUGGAGUGUACGGUGAAAUAUAUGCUGGGAAAUUUACAGAGGGCGAGAAAGGGGAAGUUUUUGGAGGCGGUGGAGAGGGUUUGGAAGAAUAGGGUUGCUGGGUUGAAGAGAGAGGGGAAGAGUGAGUUGGUGACGGGUAAAUUGAUGAAAUAUUUUGAGGAAAUGGAAGUGGCGUUGAAGGAUGAUGUGGUCGCUAAGAGGUGGUUGAGAAUGAAUACUAGGAAUGAGGCUGCGGAGAUGGUUAGGAUUUAUUUAGGGGAAGCUGUUGCGGUUAGUGGGCCGGUGUUUGUUGAGAUGGUUGCGAGGAUGGAGAUGAGAGGGGAUGGUGGUCUUCUGUGUAGGAAGAGAGGGGAGGGUGAAAAUGAGGGAGUUGAAGUAAAUUUGGGUGGUGGGGAGUUGAAUGGGUUCGUGGAGAAAAGUAGGGAGGGAGGUGGUGGUGAAAAUGGGGCGGCGGGAGUUAAUGUGGGUGGCGGGAGGGUUUGUAUUGAUGUUGAUGCUGGAGAGGGAUGUUCGAGGUUGGCUGAUGGAAAUCUGGAGUUGGGGCCUGCUGAUAUGCCUGCAAAGGAAAGUAGGGAGGGAGGGGGUGGUGAAAAUGGGGCAGUGGAAGUCAAUGUGGGUGGCGGUAGGGUUUGUAUAGAUGUUAAUGCUGGAGAGGGAUGUUCGAGGUCAGAUGACGACAAUUUGGAGUUGGGUCCUGCUGAUAUGCCUGCAAAGAAAAGCAGCGAAAUUCAGAAGAACAAUAUGGUUCGUAAACACAGGCAUGUUGUUCCAAUCAAACGCUCUAAAGGUCCUGUCAAGAUCACAAAUACAGAAACUGCAGUAGGGGUCGUAGCAUCUAGUUUGUAUGAUACUAUAACUACUGAUAAAGUGAAUACAGCGCGAGGAAAACUCAUAGCUAGCUCUAAGGAGCUGCGAGCAAGGGUUAAGGAUCCUCUUCCUGAUACCAUAAAGCAGGCUGAUAAUAUAAUGGUUGAAAUGGCAAGGAACUUAUCUAAUCAGGGUACUUUAGCUGAAAUACAAAGUGGAAAAAGUGCAGAUACUGUUAUUUCUGAACUGGCUAGAAAAAUAAUAAAUCCUGAUCCUCCAGGAAAAAACCAGAAUGGAAAAGAUGCAGGAUCAUCCUUCCUUUCAGCUAAUCAGACUGCUGUGCCUUCAGCUCAGAAUCAGUGUGGCAAAGAUACUGAUGCAUGUAAUCCUUCAGCCAAUCACACUGUUGAACCUUUUGCAGAAAACCCGAAUCAAUCAGAAGUGGAUGCAGCCAAUCAUUUCACCAACCAAACUGCUGUACCUUCAAUAAGAAAUGAGAAGGGAAAAGGCAUGGAUGCUCCUAAUCUUUCAGCUAAUCUCAGCAAAAAGGCUAACACUGGAGUCGCAUCCUGCAGCCAUCAGAAUAAUGUUUCUAAACCUAGCUUAAUGGAGCGGAAUGCUACUGCUCGUACCUUUGAGUGGGACGAUUCAAUAGAUGACUCUUCUGAAGGAACAGGAGAUCAGAUGAAUAGAAUUCAUUUAGAUAGCCCAAAGAGAAAGGCUGUCUCUCCAUUGAAGAAAUAUGAACUGGCAAGGUUUGCUAAGAGGAGAAAACCUAAGAGGUGGAGUUUGGAGGAGGAAGAUGCCUUGAGGGAGGCUGUAAAGAAGUAUGGCAAAGGAAACUGGAAGCUGAUCUGGAACUCUAGACGUGAUGUGUUUCAAGAGAGAACUGAGGUUGAUUUGAAGGAUAAGUGGAGGAACAUGACAAGAUAUGGUUGAUACUGUCAGCAAGUUAGAGUUCGCUUUCUUUUGUUUGUUGCUCAAGAUAAAAGUCUAGCACUCUUGCCCCCCUUUUUAGGUUUCCUACUAGUCAUAUCCAUAUGGUUUUUGUAAGUAUUUCCUCGUGAAGGAAAUCUGUGUAGUGUGAAGUAAACUUUGACUAGUGGACUAAAUUGGAAAUGAAAUGUAUAUGUAGUUUCUGUAAAAAACCACGGACUUGCUGGAUGAAAGGUCCCUUGAAAAAUAUACCAGUAGCUUCUUGUC